AUGAGUGGAGCGCACGGUACGGAUGGUCCAGUGUCGAGGCAGUUCUUGUUGAUGGUAGAAUUGAAAAGUAUGUCAAAUGUGCCGCGCGAAACCCGUGUCAACAACAAGAACCAGUGGGAACCGGAGCUUCUCAAUGAGUCCUACAAAGACGAAGGUCAACGAAGUUUGUGGGCGGACUAUUGCAUGAACAGUACCAUCCAUGGUUUUAAAUACUUUGUUGGCAAUAAACGAACCCUAAUAGAGAGAGUCUGGUGGUUCGUGGUGUGUAUUGUGUCCUUUUACGGGUGUGGAAGAAUAAUUCAGAACAUCUACAUGAAGUGGGAUCGCGAUCCUGUUGUCGUAACGUUCGCCGAGAAAGCUUUGCCCGUGUUCUCCAUACCGUUCCCAGCCGUCACGAUCUGUCCGGAGAUAAAAGUUCGAAAGGCUAAUUUCGAUUUCACCCAAGCCUAUCAGGUGUAUAUUGAUGAAGAAGAUGAGGACGCAUACUUAUCACUCGAGCAGGAGGAAAAACUGGAAGCGCUCCUGCAGGUGUGCGAUUUCACCUUCGGAGUAGACCUAAGCAACGCAACCUAUGACGACGACGUGGUGCAGAGGCUCCAACAGAUGGCCAUUAAGUUGAACGAAAUUUUUUUGAUGUGUGGCUGGCGAGGUCAAACGAUGGACUGCAGCCGCAUGUUCAAGCCCACUCUGACCGACGUGGGCAUAUGUUACACUUUCAACUCACUUUCGGCUGAGGAGAUGUUGCGUAAAGAGCAGCUCCACUCGGAAUAUGAGUACUUGACGGAGAACCGAACAGCAAGCCGAUGGAGCAUAGAUGACGGAUAUGAAACAGGUCCCGGAAACAAGACCUCAUACCCGCGAAGAACCUUUGGUGCGGGGAUACGGGCCGGAAUGUAUGCUAUCCUACGGGUUGGAUUGAAGGAUAUGGACUACUUGUGUUCAAACUCUUUUCAGGGAUUUAAGGUCCACCUGCAUCCUCCAAAUCAGUAUCCAAGGCUGUACAACCAGAAUUUCCGGGUCCCUAUAAGCCAGGAGGUAUCGGUGUCGAUUGACCCCUUGGUAAUCGAAACGUCGGCCAAUAUUCGGAACUACAGUCCAGCUCGGAGGCAGUGCUACUACAACCAUGAGCGUUAUCUGAAGUACUUUAAGGUGUACACCAAAAGUAACUGCGAGAUCGAGUGUCUCGCUAAUUAUACGAUCGAAAUUUGUGGAUGUGCGCAUUUUGUCUACCCCCGGACGAAAGACGUACGAGUUUGCGGUCUCGGUAUGUCGUAUUGCUGCAAUCAGGCACUUUCGCUGCUGGAGGAGUUUGAUCUGCUGCAGGCUAAGAACCAAUCGGUCGAGCUAAUACACCAAUGUAACUGUUUACCGGCAUGCAAUGCGAUCAUCUACAACACCGAAACAUCACAGGCGCGGUUUGAUUGGAGGAAGUUACUCGAGCAAAUCAAUCCAUCGUUUAAAAGUGAUGAGGUCGAACUCUCCUAUUUAUCGAUUCACUUCAAAGUUCCGCGAUUUAUUCCGAUCAAGCGAAGCGAGCUGUUCGGGAUCUCGGACUUUCUGGCCAACUGCGGAGGUGUUCUGGGCCUGUUCAUGGGAGUCAGCAUUCUCAGUAUCGUCGAAAUUAUCUACUACUGUACGCUGAAGCCGAUCAUGGAACGAAAUGCAGCCGUCCGCGAGCCGUCCACUCCAAAGCCGAUCAAAUCUAACCUGAUCCUACCACCGGAGGAGUACGGUGUCCCCAUACGGCAGCGAAAGGAUAUCACCAAGUGGUAG
This is a messenger RNA of Anopheles coustani, 1773 nucleotides long. Its product is annotated as pickpocket protein 28-like. Lineage: Eukaryota; Metazoa; Arthropoda; Insecta; Diptera; Culicidae. The record is from RefSeq and is a predicted model, not a curated record. Gene Ontology annotation, molecular function: ligand-gated sodium channel activity. Gene Ontology annotation, biological process: sodium ion transmembrane transport. Bases 1 to 1773 code for a protein of 590 amino acids. The transcript is spliced from 5 exons. Gene Ontology annotation, cellular component: membrane.